Emiliania huxleyi CCMP1516 is the source of this 831-nucleotide messenger RNA. RefSeq lists its product as hypothetical. The coding region runs from base 1 to 831 and encodes 276 amino acids. Gene Ontology annotation, molecular function: protein binding. The record is from RefSeq and is a predicted model, not a curated record. NCBI's taxonomy places the organism in Eukaryota, Haptophyta, Isochrysidales, Noelaerhabdaceae. The transcript has a single exon.
AUGGCGCUCGAGCUCCCCACUGAGCUGCUAGUGGUGGUUGCGACCCACGCCGACGCGCCCACGUUCGUGGCAAUGCAGGCCACCUGCAAGACGUGGCUCGAUGCCGUCCGCGCUGCGGGAGCGCAAGUCACAGACCGGCUGUGGCACGCGUUUGCACUGGCGCGGUUCCCGAGGGCCGCUGCUAUUGUGAAGCAUGCCACAGGCCCGGUCGCUGGCUACACGCUCUACCGCGCGCAGCUCCAGGCUGACAGAGCGGAGUACUUGCCCGUGGCGCCGCUCCCGCCGUGCAAGACGCAGUUCAGCGAUUAUCUGUUUGCGCUGGAGUGUGUGUGGCCGGCAGGAGCCGACGGGGAGCCCCGUGUGGGCCGCUGGAGCGGCGUCAUCGGUGCCCUGGCGUCGACAGAGUGCCCAUUGUGGGAUGAGGGUUCGGCACCCGCCUGGCACCGCGAAUGGGUUGGCUCUGUGCGAUCUUCUUCGUUCCCAGAGCCAGAGCUUCGUGUGCAUGUGACAAACCUGAGGACGCUCCAGUGCAUCCUGCUGUGCGAUGACACGCUACGCACCGACGGCUGCAUGUGGAUUACACUCCCAACCACGGGCGCCAUGCGCCUCAGCGAGGAGUGGGACUCGCAGCACUCCGUUGCGCAGAUCAAUCCAACUUUUGCGGAUGACUCUACCUGGCGCGUGAUCGUGCUCGAAUUUGACACGGGGCAGCGGGCGGAAGACGACGCAUCACUCGCCCCUCAAACCAUGGAGUACGAACGAGCUAUGACGCCAGGGGAGGUGUUGUGCUACCUGGAGCACCACGCCCCGUGGCACUUGAGCGGAGCUUGA